GUAUAUUUGAUUGAUAAUUCCGCGGUCACACUGUUACUAUUACUUGCAUUUUUACAAAACUUUGUGUUUUUUGGCAAAUUUCACUCAAAAGUAACUUAAAGUUACCUUCUAUAUAGACAUUAUCCUCAAACUUUAAAGCCGUAUUAUGGACCGUUUGCUUCGUCUCGGUGGCGCUAUGCCACAAGCCGCUCCAUCAACAGAUGCCCCUGUCGUGGACACCGCUGAACAGGUCUACAUCUCCUCGCUGGCGCUGUUGAAAAUGCUGAAGCACGGUCGAGCUGGUGUCCCAAUGGAAGUGAUGGGUCUGAUGUUGGGAGAGUUCGUGGAUGACUACACUGUGCAGGUCAUUGAUGUGUUUGCCAUGCCCCAGACUGGCACGGGAGUGUCCGUGGAGGCUGUGGAUCCCGUUUUCCAGGCUAAGAUGCUGGACAUGCUGAAACAGACUGGCCGCCCGGAGAUGGUUGUGGGUUGGUAUCACUCGCAUCCUGGCUUUGGCUGCUGGUUGUCCGGCGUGGACAUCAAUACGCAGCAGUCCUUCGAGGCGCUCUCCGAACGCGCCGUGGCCGUUGUCGUCGAUCCCAUACAGUCCGUAAAGGGCAAAGUGGUCAUUGACGCCUUCCGCCUAAUAAACCCAAAUAUGCUGGUGCUGGGCCAGGAGCCUCGCCAGACCACCUCCAAUCUUGGGCAUUUGCAGAAGCCUUCCGUGCAGGCGCUGAUACACGGACUUAACCGUCACUAUUACUCAAUUAGCAUCAACUAUCGCAAGAACGAGCUGGAACAGAAGAUGCUCUUGAACUUGCACAAAAAGUCCUGGAAGGAUGGUCUGACACUUUCAGACUACAACGAGCAUUGCUCCAUAAAUGAGGACACUGUCGCCGAGAUGCUCGAUCUAGCCAAGAACUACAACAAGUCCCUUGAAGACGAGGAGAAAAUGACUCCGGAACAGCUGGCGAUCAAGAACGUUGGAAAGCAGGAUCCCAAACGGCAUUUGGAGGAGAAGGUUGACAAGGUCAUGCAGAAUAAUAUUGUGCAGUGCCUAGGAGCCAUGCUGGACACCAUAGUCUUUAAAUAAAUGUUCCAUUUCUCGCUCCCCCUCUUCCCCCACCCCAUCCCACUAAG
Molecule: messenger RNA, 1119 nt
Organism: Drosophila subobscura
Lineage: Eukaryota; Metazoa; Arthropoda; Insecta; Diptera; Drosophilidae
Gene: Rpn11
Product: 26S proteasome non-ATPase regulatory subunit 14
Exons: 3
Coding region: 146-1072 (308 amino acids)
Biological process (GO): proteasome-mediated ubiquitin-dependent protein catabolic process; protein deubiquitination
Cellular component (GO): proteasome regulatory particle, lid subcomplex
Molecular function (GO): metallopeptidase activity; protein binding; proteasome binding
Source: RefSeq, a predicted model, not a curated record